UGGGAUCCAGAUCAGCAAGUCCCUGAGAGCUGCUUUGCUGAGUCGAGGCCGCAGAGCGCGGGCAAGGGAAUAAUGCGCGAGGCUGGGGGUAGAUCCUGGCUGGCUGGCUGGCUGUCUCGGUGUACAUGCUGCCACGACUCUGCGGUAACGCAAGAGGCGGUUGUGUGUCUGUGUGUGUGUGGUGCUGGGACUGUGCCUGGAAAGACAUGCUGCCAUGUUGUGGCACGGUGACAAUUGCGGCAGCGAGGCACAAGAGGCACAAGGGCCACUGGGAUUAGGACUUCCUG
This is a messenger RNA of Microdochium trichocladiopsis, 287 nucleotides long. RefSeq lists its product as uncharacterized. The record is from RefSeq and is a predicted model, not a curated record. Bases 73 to 231 code for a protein of 52 amino acids. NCBI's taxonomy places the organism in Eukaryota, Fungi, Ascomycota, Sordariomycetes, Xylariales, Microdochiaceae. The transcript has a single exon.